AGAACCGAGCCGGUGGCUCCCAGAGCGGCCGGGGCGGGCGCGGCGGGAGCCCCCAGCGCAGCGCAGCGGAGCCCAGCGCGGAGCCCACCUGCCCCCGGGGCAGCAUCCCCCGCACCUUGUCCCGGACUGAGACCUUGAUACAUACAUAUCCACACACACAUACAUUGAGAGAUAUAAAUAUAUAUAUAUACACUUUUUCACUUUUUUUUUUUUUUUUUUUUAAUCCUUCCCCCCGGCUUUUCCUCCAGGACUCUUCCACCGUCUUUGGGACAACCCGCAAACUUCUCGCUCGCUGCCCCUUCGCUGCUUUCCUGGUGGUUUUGGUUUUUUUGGGGCUUGUUUUGGUUUUUGUUUUGCUACUUUGAUUUUUUUUUUUUCCCUCGCCUCUCCUUGGGAAGACCCGCCUGCCUCUCUCGCCUCCCGUGCCCCACCGGAGAGGCCGGGAGCGGCUCCGGCGGCGCGGGCAGCACCUCCCCGGCGCACGGCGUGCGAGCCCGGCGGCGGCGCGGCUCGGCUCGGCUCGGCUCCCUGCGGCCCGGCACGGCCCGGCUCGGCUCGGCACGGCUCGUCCCGGGCGCUCGCCCCCGAUAAUGCAGAGCUACAAGUACGACAAGGCGAUCCCGCCGGAGAGCAAGAAUGGGGGCAGCCCGGCGCUCAACAACAACCCCGCCAAGAGCAGCAGCAAGAAAGCCCUGCUCAUCUGCCUCGACUGCCUCUGCCUCGUCAUGGCUGGCUUGCCCUUCCUCAUCAUCGAGACAAGCACAAUCCAACCCUACCAGAGGGGCUUCUACUGCGACGACGACAGCAUCAGGUACCCGCUGAAGAACGUGGAGACCAUCAACGACGCGGUGCUGUGUGCUGCGGGCAUCCUCAUCGCCAUCCUCGCGAUCAUAACGGGAGAACUCUACCGCAUCCACUACCUGAAGGAGAAGUCCCGCUCCUUCAUCCAGAACCCCUACGUGGCAGCUCUCUACAAGCAAGUGGGCUGCUUCGUUUUCGGCUGUGCCAUCAGCCAGUCCUUCACAGACAUUGCCAAAGUGUCCGUCGGGCGCUUGCGGCCGCAUUUCCUGGCCGUGUGUGACCUGGAUUUCUCCACCAUCAACUGCGCCAAGGGAGUUUACAUCCAGAACUACACCUGCAGGGGAAACGACAGCAGGGUGCAGGAGGCCAGGAAAUCCUUCUUCUCUGGGCACGCAUCCUUCUCGCUGUACACCAUGCUGUAUUUGGUGUUUUAUCUGCAGGCCAGAUUCACGUGGAAGGGGGCCCGCCUGCUGCGUCCCCUGCUGCAGUUCACCCUGGUCAUGAUGGCCUUUUACACCGGGCUGUCCCGCGUCUCCGACCACAAGCACCACCCCACCGACGUGCUGGCAGGCUUUGCACAGGGAGCCCUGGUGGCUUACUGCGUGGUGUUUUACGUCUCAGAUCUCUUCAAGCCCAAGACAAAGACUUGCCUGCCUCCACCUCCCAUCCGGAAGGAGAUCCUUUCACCUGUGGACAUCAUUGAGAGGAAUAACCACCACAACAUGGUGUAGAACUUCGAGCAAUCAGAUGGGUGUUGUAUUUUUAACUUUUUUUUUUUUUUUUUUUUUUUUUUUUUUUUUUUUUUUUUUUUUUGCGAAAAAAAGUGACUGCUGACAGCAACUACCUGCUGCUCUCAAAUCUCAUCAGACAGUAGAAUGUAGGGAGAGACUUUCUUGCCCAACCAGUAAAGUCUUACUCUGUGGUCUUUUCAACUUGCGACAUUUGGAUGAAAGGGGUGGUGGUGGUCAACGAAGGCAAAGGCGACAAUGAGAAAGGAAAAAUGGAAAACCCCACACGACACAAAAAGCCGAACAAACAAAGAGAGGUGCCGGAGUUCUGGAUGUGCAAUUGGUUUGAGUGUUCAUGUUGUAGUGAACGCCAAAUUGUUCCCAGCUCAAUGAACACUAAGGGAUUUUUGGAAAGCUGGCCAUCCUAGAUUUUUUUUUCCGACUACGAAGAUUUCCGAUGCCUGCGAGGAAAAAACAAAACAACUCACGACUAAAUUGUAUAGCACUAUGUAUGAGCAACAGCACUGAGUCAAGAUCUGGGAUUGGUUUGUAAGAGUUGCUUUUUUCUCUUUUUGAUCCUGGUUUCUUUUUGCCUCCUCUCUUCCAUACUGUGACUUAAUUUAGAAGAAGCUUGCCCAGUCCACGAUCUCCGAAGGGUCUCUGUUCUCUCUGCUCACAGUACACGCCUUCAACGAGCGGCCCCGAGACGCGCAGUGAGGCCGGAGAGCUCCUUCCUCCGUGCAGAGAAGCCACAUUUCCUCCUCCCCGCUCGCUCCCUGCCGAGGGCUCACCCCACCCGAGCCCCUCUAAACACAAAGAGCAUCCUCCACUUCCCAACCAUCCCCUUUCCCCUCCUCAAAAAGCAACCCCAGUGGGUUUUGCGCGCGCCUGCCCGCGGGAGCCAGCGGCGUUUGCGCCAGGGGAGCGGCGGCUCUGCCGAAGACUCCUUCGCACUACGACCCCGGGGCUGAGUCCCGGGGAAACUUUUAUUCUGCAGUUUUGGGACGGGCUGCUGGGCGGCACGUCCCGGCCUGGGUGUCAGUCGGUUUGUGCAUCCCCUCCUCUCCUCCUCCUCCUCGUCCCUGGGGCACCCUGGGGUGCGCCAUGGCAGUGCCAGGUCCUGUGCCCCGCUGGGUCACUCCGGUGGGAAAUCAGCUGUGCCCCUCUGGGGUGUGGUGAUGAAUUAUUUUCUUUUCUGCCCAGAAGCCACAGGUGCUUGGUUUGCAGCCCUCCCACGAAGCGCGUUUGCAAAGGGAUCCCGCAGAACACGCAGAACGGCCAUUUGCACAUCCUUCUCACAGAAUCCGUCCUAUCAUUUCAACUUAUAGCAAGCUAUGAUUUUUUUUUAUAUUAUAAAUAUUAUAUAAAUAAUGUAUAAAACCUUAAAAAUUAACUAUGUAAAAUAUUAUUUCCGAAACAAUUUUAGAUAUAUCCACUAUGACUAUAAACUGUGUCCUGACCUGUGUUAUUUACAUUUUGCUGCUUAAAAAAGCAUUGAAUUAAUUUUUUUAUAGUCAACUAAAAUAUUGUAGUUCUGUGGUAGUAAUAUUUUAAUGAAAAUAACUACAAUUAGAGACAUUUGUAUAAAAAAAAACAUAUUAAAUUGUCUGUAUUUUUGUAAUGUUCCAUUUUGUAAAGAGAAGAAUAUUCAAAGACUUUUGUAGAAUACAAAAUUGAAGUUUGUAUCUGCGAAAUUAUUGCUGUAUAAAUGUGCUUUUUAAAUAAAAGCUCAUAACACAACUAAA
This is a messenger RNA of Prinia subflava (tawny-flanked prinia), 3274 nucleotides long. It is a transcript of the gene PLPP3, whose product is annotated as phospholipid phosphatase 3. Lineage: Eukaryota; Metazoa; Chordata; Aves; Passeriformes; Cisticolidae. Gene Ontology annotation, biological process: phospholipid metabolic process; signal transduction; phospholipid dephosphorylation. The transcript has 6 exons. The coding region runs from base 591 to 1532 and encodes 313 amino acids. Gene Ontology annotation, molecular function: phosphatidate phosphatase activity; sphingosine-1-phosphate phosphatase activity. The record is from RefSeq and is a predicted model, not a curated record. Gene Ontology annotation, cellular component: plasma membrane.